Messenger RNA from Nymphalis io (European peacock), 1139 nucleotides. RefSeq lists its product as uncharacterized. Gene Ontology annotation, cellular component: extracellular matrix. The coding region runs from base 1 to 1017 and encodes 338 amino acids. NCBI's taxonomy places the organism in Eukaryota, Metazoa, Arthropoda, Insecta, Lepidoptera, Nymphalidae. The record is from RefSeq and is a predicted model, not a curated record. The transcript is spliced from 9 exons.
AUGUACUCCAAGGUGUUUUGUUUAGCCGCUCUCAUCGCCGCUGUUGUGGCACAUGAGCACGGCCACGCUUACUCAUCUCAGCACAUCUCUCGCCAUGAUGGUAAACCUGAAAUAGUUCAUGUCGGUCAUGGGCAUGAUGAUUUUCAGGCUUACCCCAAAUACGACUUUGCAUACAAAGUUGAGGACCACCAUACCGGCGACAUCAAGUCCCAGCAUGAGAGCCGCGACGGUGACGUCGUGAAGGGCUACUACGCUCUACACCAGCCUGAUGGCUCUGAAAGGGAGGUGCAUUACCAUGGCGACAAGCAUACCGGUUUCCACGCUGACGUGAAAUUCGGUACGCAUCACAUCAUUCUGUGUAUCGCUGCCAUCGCUACUGUUGCUUUAGCGCAUGGCCACGUAGCCUACUCGUCACAGCACAUCUCUCGUCACGACGGUCAUCCUCACGUCGUGCAUGUUCAUGGACAUGGACAUGGCCACGGUCAUGUUGAUUAUCAUGCUCACCCAAAAUACCAUUUCGAAUAUAAAGUACAUGACAAACACACGGGUGACAUCAAGUCCCAGCACGAAAGCCGCAAUGGUGACGUUGUGAAGGGUUACUAUUCACUCCACCAACCAGACGGCUCAGUAAGGACUGUCCAUUAUCACGGCGACCACCACACUGGGUGUUGUGCUUCGCUGCCUUCGUCACGAUUGUCGUGGCUCAAUAUGGCCACGGACAUGGAUCUGCUUACUCGUCACAACACAUCUCUCGUCAUGACGGACAUCCUGAAAUUGUACACGGCCACGGCGGCCUAUCCCAAAUACGACUUCGAAUACAAAGUAGAAGACCACCAUACCGGUGACAUCAAAUCCCAGCACGAGAGCCGUGACGGCGAUGUUGUGAAGGGCUACUACGCUCUACACCAGCCUGAUGGCUCCGAAAGGGCAGUUCACUACCAUGGUGAUCACCACUCUGGCUUCCAUGCUGAUGUGAAAUACGACACGCAUCAUCUCGUCCCGAAACAUCAUCAUUAAGUGUGGAGGAUCAUUUAUGAUAAGCGUCCUGUGAUCUUUUAACGAUAUUUUUUUAUGUUUUAUUCUAUAAAUGUUGUUAUUAAUAAUUUCUUCUUGCAUUAUAUUACUAGUACUAUAAUAUU